Molecule: messenger RNA, 1659 nt
Organism: Onychostoma macrolepis
Lineage: Eukaryota; Metazoa; Chordata; Actinopteri; Cypriniformes; Cyprinidae
Gene: marcksl1a
Product: MARCKS-like 1a
Exons: 2
Coding region: 192-854 (220 amino acids)
Biological process (GO): actin filament organization; central nervous system development
Cellular component (GO): plasma membrane; cytoplasm
Molecular function (GO): actin filament binding; calmodulin binding
Source: RefSeq, a predicted model, not a curated record
AGCCGUGUGGAUUUACUAGCAGAAAGCAGCCUUUAUUUGUGUCUGCUGAGCACAGCAGAUUAAAAACACGCCAGGAAUCUAAACGCUCGCUCACCGUCUCUACUGUGUGGGUUUGAAUUUAAGGACCCUCUGGGUUUUUUUUUUCUGCCUUUAUUUUCAUUUUUAACAUUUUGAAGAAGACACAAAGGAGGAUGGGUGCUCAGUUGACUAAAGGUGAAGCUACAGUGGACGGAAAAGCCGUGGCUGAUAAAGCCAAUGGUCAGGAAAAUGGCCAUGUGAAAACCAAUGGUGACGUAUCUACCAAGCCAGAUGGAGAAGCCGUGGCAGCAGACGGAAAUGGAACCGCGGAGGUUGCCAAGGAGGAGGCCGCCAAGACUGAGGCAGGAGAUGGCAUCGAAGCCGCCCCUGCCACCGAAGGCGAUGCCGCCAAAUCCGACGGUGAAGCUGCAAAGGAAACCAAGAAGAAGAAGAAAUUCUCAUUGAAGAACUCCUUCAAAUUCAAGGGCAUUUCCCUGAAGAAGAACAAGAAGGGAAGCGAGGAGGCAGCAGAGCCCGCGGCCACGCCCACCACCGAAGACAAGCCCGAGGAGAACGGCCAGGCUGCUACAGAGACCAAAGAGGAGGAGCCUGCUGCGGCAGAAACCAAUGAGACACCGGCACCUGAAGCGGAGGUGGAGGCGGAGCCCAAAGCAGAGGCGGAACCCAAAACAGAGGCAGAGCCUAAAGCAGAAGAGCCCGCCCAGGAAACAGAAGCCGCGCCCACAGAGGAGACCCCAAAAUCUGACGAGACCCCGGCCCCUGCUGAAGAGACCACGCCCACCACAGCCUCGGACCCGGAGCCGGCUGCAGAGUGACCUCACUUCACUGUGGCAACCUAGACUGUUUAUCUUUAUCCUUUUUUCUUUUUGAGAUUGAAAUAUAUAAAUAUAUAUAUAAAUAUAUAUAAAUAUAUGAGACUUGAGCCACAAUCUUAAAGUUACAGCAAUAGUACAGAGAAACCGAGUUCUUUCACCAUCUUUGCUGAUAACAGUCUCUAGUUCACGGUUUGUCCGGUCCGGUGUCAGUGAGCUCCGUGCUGCCGCACAUCAAGAGUGUUUUUUUGGGGGGGGAAUCGGGCCGGGAAUUGCUCUGUGUAUGGAUUGGAACGACUGAUGGAAUUUCCGCCUCAGAGGAAGAGCAGCGGAUGGAAGAGCGUGGCUCCCUGUUCACAGUCUUUUCAGUCAUUUUUCUCUUUUAAACUUCAUCCGAUCCUUGAUUUUUUCAGGGCUGAUGAGUAAAAUGACAAAUUGUCCUCUUUAGGAGAUGGUUAUGGGACAAUGUAAAACUACAAAAAACAAAACAAAAAAAAUCUUUUUUUUAAGUGUUUGAAUGGCUCUACAUUCCAAUUUUUAGCCCUGAAAGCCGUAGGGUGUCAGAAGAUCUGGGCGAGUGAAUAGGUUUAGUCUUAGUCUGUUUUUAAUGAUGUUUUACAGUUUUAAUCAGAUCCAGCUACACAUUUCAAAGUUUACGACAAAGGGGAAUUAAACCACUGCUUUUAUCAAAUAUAUAUUUUUGUUCUUUUAAGUCUCUGUACAUACAUUUUCUGACUCUUUAUUUUGCUAACAUUUCCAGGUGUUAAUAAGAUGUUGUACGAUUAGGCCAAAUAAAUGUUUGACCCCC